Heterostelium album PN500 is the source of this 162-nucleotide messenger RNA. RefSeq lists its product as uncharacterized. The coding region runs from base 1 to 162 and encodes 53 amino acids. NCBI's taxonomy places the organism in Eukaryota, Evosea, Eumycetozoa, Acytosteliales, Acytosteliaceae. Gene Ontology annotation, molecular function: nucleotide binding. The transcript has a single exon. The record is from RefSeq and is a predicted model, not a curated record.
AUGAAGUUCAUGCAAUCACUAAAAGACUUUGCAGCUGAUGGUCUUCGUACUCUCUGUUUGGCAUAUGGCGUUAUAGCAGAGGAGGAAUAUCACGCUUGGAUCGAACAGUACAAAGAAGUUUCAAUUCAAGAUUAUGAUAAAAAGAUGGAUCGUGUAUCCUAG